This is a messenger RNA of Oryctolagus cuniculus (rabbit), 2511 nucleotides long. It is a transcript of the gene ASB8, whose product is annotated as ankyrin repeat and SOCS box containing 8. Gene Ontology annotation, biological process: intracellular signal transduction. Gene Ontology annotation, molecular function: protein binding. NCBI's taxonomy places the organism in Eukaryota, Metazoa, Chordata, Mammalia, Lagomorpha, Leporidae. The record is from RefSeq and is a predicted model, not a curated record.
CAGCCUAGUCCCGUAAACAGGGGUCGCUGGUGACACUUCUACUUCCGGGUCACGCUUGAAAGCGGCUGUCGGGAACCACCUAGGCCCGGGUCCGAUGCCUUAUCAUGAACAUGGAUGUGCUGUCCCGUAGCCUUUUUGCCUGUCUUCGCUGCCAUACCCUUAGCAGAAGCCAGUGUUUGUGAAACACCUGCACUCUGGAGUUCUCUGCUGGCCAGACCCCGGCCUUCCCGCUGCUUCCAGCUCCCAGGGAGGGGAAAGGGGCGCAUGAGUGAGCUGCAGUUACCUGAGGGGAGCCGAGCGCAGAGACUGCAGAGAUCCACAGGGAAGGAGUGUAUUCUGGCGCCGGCAGCCUUGUCUUGUUUGGAAACCACACAGCUCCUCAGGGGUCCUCGUGUGGACUGGGUCAGAGUUGAGCAGGGUCCUGUCAGCUCCUGUCAUCCGCUCUGCGUCCAGAUCUGAAAUCUCCAGGUCUGGGGAAGGCCUCCCAAGGGCGGAGGCGCUCAGCGGUGUCCCUGUGUGCCCCUGCGACCUCUUUGUUCAGGUGCUGUGGAGCAUGUGAACACUCGGGGCCCAGUGAGUCCAGUAUGUGGUACAUCAUGCAGAGCAUUCAGAGCAAGUACUCCCUCUCGGAGCGCCUGAUCCGGACCAUCGCCGCCAUCCGUUCCUUCCCGCAUGAUAACGUGGAGGAUCUGAUCAGGGGGGGAGCCGAUGUGAACUGCAGCCACGGCACGCUGAGGCCCCUGCACUGUGCCUGUAUGGUGUCAGACGCUGACUGUGCAGAGCUGCUCCUGGAGAAAGGGGCUGAGGUGAAUGCCCUGGAUGGCUACCACCGAACAGCCUUGCACUACGCGGCCGAGAAGGAUGAGGCUUGUGUGGAAGUGCUGUUGGAGUAUGGUGCAGACCCCAAUGCUCUGGACGGCAACAGAGACACCCCGCUCCACUGGGCGGCCUUCAAGAACAGUGCUGAGUGCGUCCGGGCCCUCCUGGAGAGCGGGGCCUCUGUGAACGCCCUGGACUACAACAACGACACUCCACUCAGCUGGGCGGCCAUGAAGGGGAAUCUGGAGAGCGUCAGCAUCCUGCUGGAUUAUGGCGCAGAGGUGAGAGUCAUCAACCUCAAGGGUCAGACACCCAUCUCCCGCCUCGUGGCUCUGCUCGUCAGGGGGCUUGGAACAGAGAAAGAGGACGCUUGCUUUGAGUUGCUCCACAGGGCUGUCGGGCACUUUGAACUGAGGAAGAAUGGUGCCAUGCCGCGAGAGGUGGCCAGAGACCAGCAGCUGUGUGAAAAGCUGACCAUUCUGUGCUCAGCCCCGGGAACUCUAAAGACACUCUCUCGCUACGCCGUGCGCCGUAGCCUGGGACUCCAGUACCUGCCGGAGGCGGUGAAGGGCCUUCCGCUGCCGGCUUCUUUGAAGGAGUACCUGCUGCUUCUAGAAUAGCCGGGAGCAUCCCAGGCAGCUGCAGAACAGCACUUGUUUCUGUUGUGCCGUUUAUAGAUUUCGAGGCAAGGCGUCACAACAGUAACUACCACCUCCCCUACCCAAAGCAAGCAACCAAACAAAAAAACUCUCACUUGUUUUCCGUUUAUUGCUUACUUGGCUUCUUACAGUGCCCCCUGCAAAACAAGAGGGAAACACCCCCCCCCAACCCCCAUUCUCCCCAGCUAAAUCUCUGGGAAGAGGGAGAGUGUGAAGAGUGUGUGGGUUCCUUUGGGGGCAUGAUUUAAUACUGCAGAGCCCUUUCAGAAAGCUCUUUAUGGAUCUGGGCAGAAGUUUCAGAAAAGCACAAUUCCAGCCCAAAGCAGUUGCACCUCCAGGAUGAAGAUGUGCAGAUGCAGAGCGGUGCUUUGUCAAGGGGCGCUCAGAGGGGACGGGCCUUCCCCUCAUCUUUGCUGUGGGUGUGCCUAGGGCUCAUGGGAGUUCAGCUGUGUUACUUCAGAAAGAUGAUCUCGCUGCUUGCCACGUAACAGGUAGCAGGGUCUGUGGAGUCCUAAGAAUCCCUGCAGUGCUGAGAACUUUCCCUUGAGUGCUUCUAGUGCCUUCGCUCCCUGGCAGCCACUGUGCACGCGUGGCCACGGCGUUUCCAUGUGCUCGUGGCAGCAGAGGGGUUGGGUGACCUGGACCCCUCCCUCUUGGUCACCUUCUUUCCCUGUGGAAAACUCACUCUGCUGAGAGCUGGUGUUCUUUGUCUUGUUUGGGAAUUCUGACCUGGGUGAGAGUUGCAGAGAAUGAGAAAAGAGCAUAGAGAGCGUUGAGAUGGCCCGCCUACCCAAACACCGGUUUGGGUGAACACAUAGCCACUGACACUGCUCCUUUUCAUGUUCCUAAAGGGGAUCCAAUCAUCACUGAUCUUAGAUGCUUGUAUGCAAAUUUGAAGAAACUUUUUUUUUUAAAACCAAUUGAAUGGGAUCUGCUGACACAGCUAAUUUGGAAUAGUGUGGUCUGUUUGUCCUUUGCCGUUGAUGUUUUUUGCCCAUUUAAAAAGAGAAGAAAUAAAUAGUUCUAAAGGCAA